Messenger RNA from Porites lobata, 5580 nucleotides. The record is from the annotation of a GenBank genome assembly. Lineage: Eukaryota; Metazoa; Cnidaria; Anthozoa; Scleractinia; Poritidae.
AUGAUCGCUGUAAAAACCAAAGCACGCCUGCAGAGCAUGUCCAACAUGGCAUUGGCUUGCUUAGCCUUGACUGACGUGAUGGUCGGAUUAGUUGUCCAGCCUCUUUUUAUUGCUCAGAUAUGGAAUAUCAUACAAGGGGAAACCACAGCCAGUGCAUGUUUAAUACAAAUUCCCUCAAAAUUGUCCAUCUUCUUAUUUUGCUUGUCUUCCAUUGUUCACUUGUCUUUAAUAUCAGUGGAUCGGUACAUCGCCAUCAUGCGUCCUUAUAUUUAUCUUCAAACCGUCACCAAACCCCGUGUACUGAUAGCCACAGCCCUUGCAUGGACCCUGACUUUAAUUAUAAACACCUUGUUGCUCAUUGACGUGGAAAUGGUAAGGGCUAUUUUCACUGCUGUCGUAUUUUCACUUAUUUCAGUUGUUGUUUUCUGCAACAUGCAUGAUAGUUUAUCGUGAGGCUCAUCGACAAGAGAAGCAAAUAGCAGCCCAGCAAAUCGACUUUAUAGCGACCAAAGAAAACUUUUUAUCUCACAAGCGAGCUUUUAAAUUAACAUUAAUGAUUAUUACGCUAACAGUUAUAAGUUAUUUUCCUGGAACUAUUUUCCUAAGGCUUAAGGAGCCCCUGAAAAACGUCGUAAGCUUGGGUACGUUGACUUCCAUUUUUAUGGUUGUUGGUAGUGUAGGGGCCUUUAACUCUCUUGUUAAUCCGUUUAUUUAUUGUAUAAGGUUAAGACAGUUUCGGGUCGCAUUCAUUGAAUUACUGACAAGGAAAAACCACAAUGAAGCUGACGAAUUUUAAAGAAAGAUAUUGGGAACAAUAGUUGCUAAUUUUGAAUCAAACCUGAGGGGAGAGAGAAGCGAACAGAAUACUAACCAGGCCAAUGCCAUCAGAGGCGUCAAAAUACCCCUGGGUGGAGAGAGAGGGGAACAGCAUGCAAACCAGGCUAAUGUCAUCAGAUACUUCGAAAAAUCCCAAGGCGAGGAGAGAGAGGAACAACACACCAACCACGCCAAUGUCGUCAAAGACGUCAAGAUAUCUUUUGGUUUCAAGAGAGAGGAACAGCUCACCAACCAGGCCAAUUUUAUGGGAGAAGUCUAAUUAUCAGUAGAUGGGGAGAGAAAGGAACAUCGUGCCAACCAGGCCAAUGUCAUUAGAGACGCCGACAAAAUCAACGUACCAAUUGACACUUAACAAUUUGUACAAAAAAUAUGUCAUGAAGAAAUAAAAAUUUUUGUCGAGUGACAGCAACAGCGAGAUUUUCGCUGUUAAUAUAGAUAAUAAAAAUAUAUAAAUAUCUUGCAUGAUGUUACCUAGUUUAUACGUUUCUAGUAUUCCCUGUGAUUAAAAAGUAGCUGAAAGAGGUCUUCGUUUUAUUGUGCUCGCAUGAUAUUUAUGUAGCUGUAGCUGGUCUGUAAUGUGAAAAAAAAUAAAUGGAUCAAUUCAUGACAAUUUUACCUUCCUUUUUUUCUGAAAUUUAGUCUUACAACGUGAAGUAAAACAGAAAGACGUAUCGUGACCCAGCUGACACUUGUACUGAGUUACGAUACGUUUUCUGAUCGGGGAGUUCUUAACUAUGUUCGUUUUAAUUUCAGUACACGUUCAGUACCGCUGAAUCAUGCUGUAUCGUAGCAGUUUGAGCGGUUUUUUUGCUUCUCCUGUGACUGCAGACGUCUCCGUUCUUCAAAGUUAAGUGCUGUCGGGCGCAGAAAAUACUUGGAUGGGUGGCCGAGCGGAAUCUCCUUUAAAAUUGUUGAUAUAUUUGGACGAUUUUUGGAUCCCUUUUAUACGGUUUUUUUUUUACGGUUUUUUAAUACAUUUAAGAAUAGGCAUAACAUGUUUUCUAUCAAUACAACUAUCAGAAAUGCAAACAGCUUUUAUUCAUGGGUAUAGUUCUAAUUAUAAGGAAUCGGGGAAUCGCUUCCCUGCAAUUAUCGAUGAGUCUGGACGACAGCCUAAAAAUACCAUAAAGUAUUUUUUUCUAAUCAUUCAACUUUCAAAAGGCAGGCGCUUGAAAAAAAAGGAAAAUAAUAAUUCAAACUUAUUACGCCAUUGACCAUUGCGUCGUUUUAAACAACAACUGAAUCGGAGAGCUGAACACUGCCCUCGAUUUCACAUUUUUUAAUUUCCCAUUCCCCAUUUCCCAUUCCUCGUUUUAGCAAUAUCCAUUUGACAUGCGGCUCAUUUAGGAGUGGCUUUGCAAUUAAAACAUAUUUCAACUGACCCAAUACCUCUUUUGUUCUUUUAUUGCAAAAUUAUCUUCACCAUUUAAAACAUAUGCAAAAAUAAUCGCAAAAACGGUUUUACUUCUUUUUUUUCGUUUGCCUAUAGAUACUAUCCUAAAGUAGCGAUUAAAUUAAAAGGCAAAGUAAAUAUCUGCAACAAUAUAUUAUACCCAAAUUUUGUUUUGAAACAAGCUGGUUUUGCUAUGCUGAAAUAGCACCUGUUCUGGUCGAUCAAUUCCCAAAAGGUUUUCGUUUUCAAAUGACGUUCGCCUUUUUAAAGGAAUUUACUGCUUAACUGAAUUGUUUCUUGGUUUUAAUUUCUCCAACUUUAUGCAUUAAUGAGUGUCAUGUCUAUUUUUGUUAUAUCGUGCGCGAUACAUAUGAAAUAUUUGUGUAAAGAUACAGAACUACGUUUUUCAGACGUCAAAAUAAAUUCAAAUUUAUGGUACUUUUAACUUAAAUCUCUUCUAGAGAAGUCGCUUCUAAGUAUUUUGAUAUAUCUGUCCCUUUCUAGUCAGUGCAUUGAAAGAAACUGAAUUCGAAUGGGUUUAUUUUGAGGACUUAUUUUACUAUUCUCCAGCUUAUUAAAAAAUAUUCCGCUUCUAAACACAGGAACGAAAAACUCCGGAAUGAAAACCGUAUCGUGAAAGUUGAUUUCCUUUUCUACUUUCGUCCGCGUAAUAACGUACGCUUCUCUUGGACGCUUCGCAAAGAAAACAUUUUUUUUUUACUUCACUCAAUUUUUUGCUCUUAUUGCCACAUUUUUGUUGGGGACGGUUUGAAUAAUGUUUGUCACACCCUACCUCCCCUUAGGAAUCACGUGACGGAAAAAUUACGAGUUCGGACCAUCUCUUUAAAUGUUUGCUUUGCUCUUCUUUGUUUUGAAAUUUCAAAGAGGUCAAAAUUAUCUGUAUCUGCGAGUCAACAAGCUACUAAAGGGUCAAAGAUUAACGUCAUGUAAUGUUCCUUAUGUGUAACUUGUUUAUCCAACAAUGAUUUACGGCGUUUUUUUAAAAAAAAUAAAGAACUUCACUUAUCAGUCGCAAAAACAGUUUCAUUGUACGGCUAUACUGCUAUGGGAAAUAACCACUGAAUUUAAAGAUAAUAAAUGUACUAACACAAUAUUAUCCCAAAAUUUCAGAGCACCUGUUCUGACCGAUCAUUUCCCAGAAGGUUUUUGUCUUCAGGUUGUGGGUUUUGGGAAAAUGACAUUCGUCUCUUUAAAGGGAUUUUCAGCUUAAAUAAAUUAUUUCUUCAUUUAAAUUUUCCGCUCACUCUUUAAGCAUUAAUAAGUUUGGUGUUUAUUUUUUGUUUGGUCAUACGCGAUAUGUAAGACAAAACUGCUUUUUUCUGACUUCAACCUUCAAACAUAUUUCUUUUUAGUACUUUUUAGUACCUUCAACGUACUUCCCCUCAUACAGAAGUCACCUUGAAGUAUUUUGAUAUAUCUGUCCCCUACUAGUCAUUGCCUACAAAGAAAAUGAGUUCGAACGGGUUCAUUUUAAGGAUUUAUUUUACUAUUCGCACAUUGAAUGAAACCUGUACACAAAGUAACCCCAAACUGGUCUUGAGUGAAAAUCUAUCGCAAACCAAAUUUUAGCGAUCAUAAAGUUAGGGAUAAAUUUCACAAACAUCCAGCUCUCCUUGCCUCUACGUUUCAUUUUUUUAUGUGCGAUCUUUGCUUUUUUUCGGUUUAAGGAAAUUUCCAGUAAGUUGUUUUUUAGUCAUACUGUUGUAUUCGUUCCAUACAAGCUAUUAUAAGCAACGAUUGUGACGAGAGAGCUUGGGGGUAUACUUGUUUCGUAAACACUCUCACAUGGAACAACAUAAAGCUGUUACUAGUACCGAAAACUUUUCCUCGUUACUUGUUCACUCUAAAGUUUUUCUUCUUAGAGGGAAUUCAAAUACUCGAAACGUUUUCUUUCGAGUAGCAAACAAGACUAUGAUAGAAACACAGUUACUGAAAAAUCAUAAGAAAAUAAUACGUUUGUCUCAUGUUAAUAAUUCAGUUUGUUAAUUAUCUCCCAUGAACAAGUGCUAAUCAGUACCUCAAUCAGCUAGCCGUUUUCUAAACCUUUCAGUUGAAAUAUAUCGGUCUAGAUAUUAAAAAAGGCAAAAUAUCCUUUUUCGCUUUUUUUACCGACUAGAGGAAAAUGAAUUCUUUUUUCUCUCUUUAAUCUCUACUUUACUUGUGAUGCAAAAAGAGACCCGAACAAAAAAUAAUAUUGUUAUACAUGUAUUAAAAAUGUUUUUGAGCAUAUGCAAGAUUAAAUUUUAUUCACAAGAAUGACUCUUGGAAAUGUCAAAAUUUGACUACAAAAAAAACUUAAAUCAGUCAGAAUAAGACGACAUUUCCUCGAAUUAAUACGUCCAAGACGGAGCAGAAGCCCGGCCGAAAAUAUGAACUCGAGUCACCAGAUUCAAAACGAGUUCCCCGGAAACUGUGUGGUCUACAGUUUCAUUGGUGGUAAGCCAGAUCAUUUGUCCGAUUUAUCCUAUGCUAUUCUCAUCGCCUUGAUCGUAAUCCACGCCACGACUUGCCCUUUUACCGUUGUGUUGAAUCUGUUGGUGAUGAUCGCUGUAAAGACCAAAGCACGCAUGCAGAGCAUGUCCAACAUGGCAUUGGCUUGCUUAGCCUUGACUGACGUGAUGGUCGGAUUAGUUGUCCAGCCUCUUUUUAUUGCUCAGAUAUGGAAUAUCAUACAAGGAGAAACCACAGCCAGUGCAUGUUCAAUACAAAUUGCCUCAAAAUUGUCCAGCUUCUUAUUUUGCUUGUCUUCCAUUGUUCACUUGUCUUUAAUAUCAGUGGAUCGGUACAUCGCCAUCAUGCGUCCUUAUAUUUAUCUUCAAACCAUCACCAAACCCCGUGUACUGAUAGCCACAGCUCUUGCAUGGACCCUGACUUUAAUUAUAAACACCUUGUUGCUCAUUGACGUGGAAAUGAUAAGGGCUAUUUUCACUGCUGUCGUAUUGUCACUUAUUUCAGUUGUUGUUUUCUGCAACAUGAUAGUUUAUCGUGAGGCUCAUCGACAAGAAAAGCAAAUGGCAACCCAGCAAGUCGAUGUAGCGACCAAACAAAACUUUUUAUCUCAUAAGCGAGCUUUUAAAUUAACAUUAAUGAUUAUUACGCUAACAGUUAUAAGUUAUUUUCCUGGAACUAUUUUCCUAAGGUUCAAGGAGCCCCUGAAAAACGUCGUAAGCUUGGGUACGCUGACUUCCAUUUUUAUGGUUGUUGGUAGUGUAGCGGCCUUUAACUCUCUUGUUAAUCCGUUUAUUUAUUGUAUAAGGUUAAGACAGUUUCGGGUCGCAUUCAUUGAAUUACUGAUAAAGAAAAACCGCAAUGAAGCUGACGAAUUUUAA